AUGCCAAAAUCCCACGAAAUCAUAUACAAAACUCAAUCUCCAAACGUAAGAUUUGAACAUGCGGAUGGCUAUAAUACAUUCCAACGAGGAGAACUCGGUCUUUCAAAGAGUUGCUUGGAAGGAAAAUUAGUUUUUGAUAGAAGAAUUAAAGUGAAUUCCAUUGAAUUCUCUUUAAAGGGUAUCGAAGAAACAAAUUACGUGCCAGUUGGAGGAAGAAUAAAAAGCCGGUUUUCCGGCUUUUAUAAAUUAACAGAAAAAAGUAAAAUAAUUUCUCUUGAAGGAACUGAUCCAAUGGAACAUUACGACUUCAAAUUUCCGUUAAAUUCGAAUUUGUCUAGUUCUUUCUUAAUCGGUGAUAAAGAGAAGAACGUAAAUGGUCGAAUUUAUUAUAUUUUUAGUGUAACUGUUAGUACCCCAGGGACAUUUUUCAAUCAAAAAACUUUGUGCGAAAUUUAUUGCCCACUGAACCAAGUAUUACCCUAUUUCAGUACACCUUAUAAAGAUGUAAUAGGUAAACAUACUAUUUCCAAUGAGCCACUCUUUGAAUAUUCCUUUAAGGUCCCUGAGUAUUUUGGUCUUGGAACUACAAUUUAUGUUCCUAUUCAAGUUACUUUUCUCGAAAGCAAAGUUAAAAUCGUAAGGAUAGAUAUAUCCUUGAAGGAGGUUACCAAGUAUACUUUUGAAAGUGACGAAGAGCCUGUUAAAACUAGAAAACAAUGCUGCACAUUUUUCGAAGAGCCAGCAAAAAUCUCAAAUAAUAGACUUGAACAGAAUCUUACUUUAAAAGUUCCCGAUGAUUUAAAUAGCAGCUAUUCUGGUACAUUUGUAGAAAUAAAGUAUAAAAUAUGUAUUAAGUUUACGUUGGUUGGUGGUGGCAUAAAUAUUGGUAGUGGUGAUUUUUAUAAAGAGCAAACUGUGAUAGUCGCAAAUUUUAAUAAACUAAACAAUUCCGAUCAAGGCAACAACAAUACUGUCCUCGACGAAGGUCCCCCACAAGAGGAAAAAAGUAUUCAAAAUGAAGAAAGUGUAUCUUCAGUCCAAGGAACGCCGCAAGAGCCACAAAACACUCGGGAUGCGCAAUAA
Molecule: messenger RNA, 1083 nt
Organism: Dentiscutata erythropus
Lineage: Eukaryota; Fungi; Glomeromycota; Glomeromycetes; Diversisporales; Gigasporaceae
Source: the annotation of a GenBank genome assembly